This is a messenger RNA of Argiope bruennichi, 5927 nucleotides long. RefSeq lists its product as uncharacterized. Bases 301 to 750 code for a protein of 149 amino acids. The transcript is spliced from 3 exons. The record is from RefSeq and is a predicted model, not a curated record. NCBI's taxonomy places the organism in Eukaryota, Metazoa, Arthropoda, Arachnida, Araneae, Araneidae. Gene Ontology annotation, biological process: regulation of synaptic transmission, cholinergic; positive regulation of voltage-gated potassium channel activity; sleep.
GCAACUCUUCGCAACCCCAGCUAGCAAACGCAUGCGCUACCCUCUAUCAUUUAACUCUCCCUUCUCCGAGCGCGACCCUGUCUUUUAGGGCACCUCCAUAUCUUAAUCUGUGAAAUUCGGCUUCUAAAUUAGUUUCAAAUCACUUCUCUAUGAUUGGUCAUCUCUGAAGAAACUGACAGAGAAGGGAAACGCUCAGCUUCUUUGCCUCUGGAUAGCAGCCCCAAUCUGGCUGCUAGCAGCUGCAAGGUCGUUGCGGCGUGACCUGGACUCCAUUUCCACCUUGGAAGGCAGCUUUCCACCAUGGCUGCCCAUGAAAGCUUCGGGAGCAGACUCUGGGUACCGCUUCUGUUUACGCUUGCAUUCACCAUCCACACAGGCACGGCUAUAAAAUGCUGGGACUGCAACUCUCACUACGACAGAAAUUGCGCCGAUCCCUUCAGGAACGCGACGUUCGCCCUCACAGACUGUGAUCAGAGAAGCCUCGAUCACUUCCCUCAGCAGAAAGCCACCGUCUGCAGGAAGAUCAUACAGAAAGUGAGGGAUGAUUACCGCUUUGUUCGAGGCUGCGGCUGGCUGAGUAGUGAGAAGGAAAGCACAGAUUGUUUCAAACGUGCGGGAACCUUCAAUGUCCUGAUACAGUACUGUAGUUGUGAUACGGACGGCUGCAACGCCGCUCCCCACACCAUCCAAUACAACUGGAUCGGACUGCUGGCGGCCGUCAUCUUCUCCACCCUCAUGGCGGUCAAGUAAGAACGCCACAGAGCUCCUCCAAGAGCGUGACCACUCGAGAACCUGGCCGUGCCAGUUUAUGUUUUUGCAGGCUGCAAUUAUAUAUAAAUAUACAUAUGGAACAAAUACCGAGAUUUAACUUAACCAUAUUUUGUUGCUAAGCGGUCGUUGCUAGACGAGUAAAAAAAAAAAAAGGUUCGCUUGUUGUAGCGUCAACUCCCAGCGGCCCCGGUGACAUCACUACCUUACCAAAGAGUUCGACUAUCAUUUCUAUACUUUUUAUUAUAUUUUAGAAUGUGUUUAUAUAUUUACCAUAUGUUGAUUAUCUUUUAUUGUUGAUUUUUGUUUUCUAUUCUCGUAUUUGCUCAUUUUAAAUCUUGUUUGUAUUUUUUUAUAAACAAAUCUGUUGGAUUUAUUUUGAAGUUUCCACAUAUUCAACAUAAUUUACUUUUAGAUUCGUUUGUUGUUAAGGAAUUAUUUCAAUUUCCUCGUAAGAUAUUGGUGUCGCUGAGUAAAGUAUAUGACAGCGCUGCAGUGUUAUUGUGUUUAUUGAAAAACAUAUAUGUUGUUGUUUCUUCGUUCAUGUGAACAUGUUUUGUUUUUAAGUUCUAAAAAGGAAAUUUCCAACUUUCAAUAAAAAAAUUCACAAGCAAUCUCAAAAAAUGGCAAAUAUUCCAAAAAAAAUUAAAGAUAAAAUAAUAAACGUUUAUAUUUAAAAAACAUUGCAAAAUUACAUUUUAAUUAUUGAAUUUAACCAGAUACAAUUUAGAUAUGCGGCUUUAAAGAAUAAUUUAGAACUUCUAAAAUUAAAUUGGCAUCCAUUUGGAGAUUUUGUUUGAGUUGAAUGAUUAUAAAACUAUCGAUAUUGCAAAUUCAUCUGAUAAUAGCCCGAUUUUCUUUUAGAAGCCUUAAAGAAUAAAUAAAUAAAUAAAAAGAAGUAAUCCGUGGAAAGUUGGUAAUCUCUUUUAUACACUCUUUUAUUUCGUUUAGAUGUUUGCUGUUGAUGUAUAACGCGCUUGACUGUUCAAAGUUCCUCUUCGUUACAACCGAAACAUUAUGUCCCAGAAUUGUAACAAUUUAUAUUCACUUUUGUCAAAAGUAUAUUAAAAAAGUAAAUUACUGAAAUAUAGAAAAAAAUUAGAGCUUAAUUGCAAGGAACUCAAUGCUUUUCAUGUCAAAUUAGUUAGAUUCACAGCUGAAAAAUUAAAGCACCCUUUUCGACCACCACGAAAAGUCUUUUUGGAAAGGAUCGUAUAAAUCGCAUUUCAUUCUGGUGAAAAAAAUAGUUAAUUAAAAAUAUUUGUAACUGUACUCACUUAGAUAUUAAUCUUGGUACAUCUAAAUUGUUAUUAGCUGUGAACUUGAGGUCUUUUGAAAAAAAUACCUUAGAUUCGUGACAAAAAAACUGCCUUUUAGUGUAUGCAAUGUUUUGAAGUACUUUCACGUUGCUAUACACAAGUGUUAUACCAAAAAAAAAAAAAACUGUAUAUUAAGUCGUUAAUGCUGUUAUUUAAUACAGUGACUCUUAGAGAAGACGUAUAAUAAUGCUCGUAGCUAGAUCUCAAGCGAUGCAUUUACUGAAGCACAUAUUCGUUUAAGAUCAUGCCAUUCUUUCAGUAGGCACUAUGUGCAAACGAUAUUUGAAAAUACCAUCUUCGAUUUUCAUUUCAUAUCAAACUUAUUCAGUUUUUACAAACAACAAUAGACACAGCCUUUUUUUUUGAAAUUUCAAUUAUCUGAAUUUGAACGCUCAUUUCUUUCUGUCUGGAUUACUUUUUGCCAGACGAUUUCAAAUUUUUCCCAUUUGUAUCGAUAAUAAUCGCCAACAAAUUUUAUUUAAAAAAAUUUCAUUUAUAUUCUAAAUCCGAAAUUUUAAAUGUUUCAGAUGUAUUACAGAGGAAAUUAAAAUUGGCAGCAAUAUUUUUUUUUUUUUUUUAAAGAGACGUUAUAAAUGAUCGUAUCCAAAAGUAAAAUAUAACAUCGGAAUUGGAUGCAGUUAAUUUUUUUGUUCCCGACAUAGACAUGGAUAUGGAGUUGCCUUAAAUACACCAUAAAAAGUUGUUGUAUGAUUUCGCGCUCAAUUCCCCCUUUAAUUCGGUGUUAAAAUAAUAAAACAAAUUUUUGUGUGUUUGUAUGUUCAGUGUUUUCAGUUUCGUGACAGGAAACCACAGUUGAUUAGACAAAUACAUUAUUUGCCAUUCCGUUCCAUUAAUUCAUUUUGUUCCAUGGAAGCAAUGCAAUUUAAAUUCUUAAGUAAAUGUAUCCAAUGCGUAGACAAAAAAAAAUCCGUCUAAGAAUAGUCUCAUAACCAUUAAAAUGAAUGUUAAAUUGUCAUAAAGGAAAUUCAUUUAGCACCUUAACGUGCAUUCUUAUAGCUUGGUUUGAAAUGUGUUCUUUGCCCGAAUGUGGCAUUCUGGAUUUCUUUCAUUCCUUUAAUUCAUUCUGAUUUUAAAAAGAACAAUGAAUUCAGAUUUCAGUUCUAAAUCGAACACAAAUUUCAGUGUUAAUAAUGCCCAUGCAUUCCAUUCAUAUCCAUGUGAAUUUAAUUAAUCUUUUGUAUAUAUUUGAUAAGUUAUUGAAAAAAAAAAACUUUUUAAAAACUUUUCAAAAUUUGUGAUUAUAGUAUAAAUUUUAUAUUUUAGUCAUGCUUUUUUUAUUUUGAAAAAACAUUCUAAUUAAGCGUGGUUUCUACAUAUUUUUGUGUCACCUUGUACGUGGCGUUUGACAUUCUGUCCACUAGAUGGAGCUACAGCUACAUUCCAAAGAAUUUUUAGUCCUGCGAAGAAAAGAUUCAUUUGCAUGAUGUUCUUCGUAGAUAGAGCGCUGUCACGUGUAUUUAUAGAAGUUUCACUAUUUGUACUUAAAAAAAAUAGUAUUGCAAAAUGUAUUUCUUUUUACUCUAUAAUUUUCUUUUUUCUUUUAGACUUAAGGUAACUUUGAUUGUACUGUGGCGAAAAAUAUGGUUCGCAAGAAUUCUUCGUAUAUUUUAAAUUUAUUUAAAAAGAAAUAACUCAUUGGAUAGAUCCAUAACUGAUUUCUAACAGGUUAAAAAUGCGGCAAAAUUUUUAUGGGGGAAAGUCUUCCACUAUUUUCAAAAUGCUGAAGGGAGAAAAUAAAUAUAAAAGAACCCUGUUCUUAAAGUUCAUAACAUUUUAUAUCUUAACUUAAGAAAGCAGAUUAUUGUUUUCGUCGUCCAUUACGUCUCAGAAAUUUUAAUGCAUUUCAGCAUUUUUUGAGGCAAAUAAAGAUUUCAUCAUUUUAAUAUUUACAAAAAUUACUGUGAUCAUAUGAAAAGUGACAGUUAAUUAAGAAAUAAUUAAAAAAAGGUUAAAUAUAAUUUAAUGUAAGAAUUAUUUUCUAUCUGAUACGAAGUAAAUUUAAUAUCCUAUAAAUUAAAUUUUCAAAGGGAUUAACAAAAGUUGAUGAUGACUGUGGAAAAAAAAAUUAUAUUUUUAAACGACUAAAAAUAUUUUUCUAGUUUUAUUUUUAAAAUUCGAAAAAAAUGCUUAAAUCUGAAAUAUUCUCAUAUCUGGAGCAUAUUUUUCGCCAAAGAUUGUAUAAAAAGUCUAUCUUAUUAUUAAAAAUUUGUAUUAUUCCAUCCCUACUAUGUAUGUUUGUUAAUUAUUAUUUUAUUAUAUUUAAUAUUCUGUGUGCUGUUUAUUUGUGUGACUCGCAAUACUUGUUGCUAUGUUACAAAAAGUUAAAAAAAAUGCCAGAUAAUGGCAUGAAAAAAAAAAAGGAAAACAAGUCAUCAAGAAACUAAUAUUGCUCCCGUUUGUUACGUCAUGACAAUGUUUGUUAUUCUUCAUUUAGUAUUAUUUUGAUGAAAUUGAAGUUAUCAUUUAGAUUAAUGCUUUUGAAAUACUAGAAUAAUUACAAAGUGUUCGUUUCAUUAAUUUUUAUAAUUGUAUUUACUCAAUUUUUAGGUUAUGUGUGUUAACAGCUGGUUUCCAAACGAUUAUUGGUCCAAAAUACAAUUCAGAAUUAAAGUUCUUUGACUCUAAAGUAGAAAAUAUUGAGAAAUAUUACAUAAUAUUCGUUACGAGACAAUCUGAAGACAUUUCUAUAAUCAUUCCACAUUGUAAAUGUUUUUGUUUCCAUUGCACAGAUUAAAUUUUGCAUAGGCAAUUGCAUACUCGUAGUCUUUAGACAAACUUAGAAAUUCAUUAUGAUUUUGUUACAAAUUUAUCUCUUAUUAAUUAUUACACAAAGGUAGUAGAAACCUACCUUUUGAAUUGCGGGUUACAAUCAACAAAUCGUCAAAUCUAAAAUGUACACAUUAAUAAUGGAAACUCAUUCAGAUUUUUUUCUUUAAUUUUAAAGAUGAUUUGCAUUCAUUAAAGUUAAAUUUAAUAUUGGCUUUACACUCUAAUUCUAAAUUCACAAGCGAAAGAGUACUACUGGCAGUUACCAAUCUUUUAAUAAAUAAAGCCUUGUUCAAAAAAAUUACAACUAAGGCAGUUUUUGACUGAUUUUGAACCAUUGUUCACGGUUGUUACUGCACUGCAACUUUACUCAAGGAGUUGUCUUGGAUGACUAACUGUGCUGAGUUUUCGAUAAUGGAAGCAAACUUUUCGAAUCAAAAUUUGUAAGCUGUCUAAUGGCUGGAAAUGGUCGUCUUCUUGUCAUCACUGAUACCCGCCCGUCCUCAAGAUCGAAAACCACGCUUUCUUGAACAAAGGGGACCAACGCGCAUUUAUGAAAUGUUCUUGUUUUCUUAUGUUCCCAAUUUGGCGCCAUUCAUUACUGCUUAGUUCCUUUGCUUCCAGAACGAUUAAUGAUGCACAGUUACUCAUCUAAAAGACUCGUCAAUAUGCUCGAUAUAUUUGAAAAAAAAAAUCAUCAUCAUAUAUUUGUGAGUAUUUCUAACAAUCAAUCGGGGGAAGGGAAGUUUCGAAUAUCAAAUAGGGGGAAGUUUUGUUUCCAUUCUAGGUUCUUCCCUCCGACAUUGCUGAACAUUAGCCUCGACGGUUGGUUCCAAAGGUGAGUCCAGUACACGGAGCCUAUCGAGAUUGCCAGUUAAAAAUUAAAAAGGUGUCAUGUUCCUUGAGUUGUGUACUGAUAACGAUACAGGGCAGCACUUCAUAAAAGAAUAAAAAAAAAAAAUGCAUAGCACUAAAAAUUUGGUGCUACGUUUUAUACAAAUGAAGAUUCGUCGAAUACUACUUCAUUCAAUAAAAAAAAAAAAAAAAAAAAAA